Globicephala melas (long-finned pilot whale) is the source of this 1056-nucleotide messenger RNA. It is a transcript of the gene HOXD9, whose product is annotated as homeobox D9. Gene Ontology annotation, molecular function: RNA polymerase II cis-regulatory region sequence-specific DNA binding; DNA-binding transcription factor activity, RNA polymerase II-specific. The record is from RefSeq and is a predicted model, not a curated record. Gene Ontology annotation, cellular component: nucleus. Gene Ontology annotation, biological process: regulation of transcription by RNA polymerase II; proximal/distal pattern formation; anterior/posterior pattern specification. NCBI's taxonomy places the organism in Eukaryota, Metazoa, Chordata, Mammalia, Artiodactyla, Delphinidae.
GGGAGCGCACGGCGCCUCAAAAUGUCCUCCAGUGGCACCCUCAGCAACUACUACGUGGACUCGCUCAUAGGCCAUGAGGGCGACGAAGUGUUCGCCGCGCGCUUCGGACCUCCAGGGCCUGGCGCGCAGGGCAGGCCCGCAAGUGUGGCCGACAGCCCGGCCGCCGCCGCCGCCGAGUUUGCCUCGUGUAGUUUCGCCCCCAAAUCGGCCGUGUUCUCCGCCUCGUGGUCCGCGGUGCCCGCCCAGGCCCCAGCGGCGGCGGCGAUGAGCGGCCUCUACCACCCAUACGUGCCCCCGCCGCCCCUGGCGGCCGCCGCCGCCUCCGAGCCCGGCCGCUACAUGCGCUCCUGGAUGGAGCCGCUGUCCGGCUUCCCGGGCGGUGCGGGCGGUGGCGGAGGCGACGGUGGCCCGGGCCCCGGUCCCAGCCCUGGCCCCAGCGGUCCACCCAACGGGCGCCACUACGGGAUUAAGCCUGAAAAUGGAGCGGCACCGGCCGCCGCCACCGCCGCCACCACCACCUCCACCUCCACCUCCUCCUCCACUUCCUCGUCUUCCUCCUCCAAACGGACUGAGUGCUCCGCGGCCCGGGAGUCCCAGGGGAGCGGCGGCCCCGAGUUCUCGUGCAACUCGUUCCUACGGGACAAGGCGGCAGCAGUGGCUGGGGGAACCGGGCCCGGGGCGGGGAUCGGGUCUGGGUCCGGGGCAGGCGGCUCAUCGGAGCCCUCGGCUCGCAGCGACCACCCGAGCCCGGGCUGCCCGCUGAAGGAGGAGGAGAAGCAGCAGCCGCAGCCGCCGCAGCAGCAACUUGACCCAAACAACCCCGCAGCAAACUGGAUCCACGCUCGCUCCACCCGGAAAAAGCGCUGUCCCUACACCAAAUACCAGACGCUUGAGCUGGAGAAGGAAUUCCUCUUCAACAUGUACCUCACCCGGGACCGGCGCUAUGAGGUGGCAAGGAUUCUGAACCUCACAGAGAGACAGGUCAAAAUCUGGUUCCAGAAUCGUAGGAUGAAAAUGAAAAAGAUGAGCAAGGAGAAAUGCCCCAAAGGAGACUGA